GCGUUUUCAUGUUUGCAUGCGUUUCCUCGGGAUGAGAUUCUUGUUACGGAUGCUAAUAGAGAAAAUUCUGGUCUAAUAUUGGAAUUUGGGGGGUUUAAUCAAAUGGAAUCCGUUUAAUGUGAUUUUUGAAUAUUGUUGAUGGAAAUCUAUUCGAAUCCUGACAUUUUUUUGUUCUUCUCCUUGUUUUGUUUUUGUUAUUACAGAAGCGUGAAUGUUGUAACAAUGGAGACCAAAGGCGGGAAAAAGAAGUCAUCCAGUAGUCGUAAUUCCUUUCAGUACGAAAUCCCUCUCGGCUACAUCAUUGAAGACGUUCGUCCAAACGGUGGCAUCGAGAAAUUCCGUUCUGCUGCUUACUCCAACUGCGUGAGGAAGCCAUCCUGAUACGACUUUAUACAUGUCUUCUUCAGCGAUAGAGUAGGAACUUUCUUUUCUUUCAGUCUUCUUUUCAUUACAGUUUCUUCUUCAAUAAUCGAACAACAGUAGACAAUCGUUGAACAAUCUCCCAUUCUGUUACUACCGAUUCUCACUCAUAGAACAAUCUCUGAAAACAUUUUCGCCGGUAUUUCGAGUCAACUCACCACCAUGGACUCAUUGUCAAAAAACUUGCCUCCUCCUUCGCCAAUUGGAUUCGAGGGCUUCGAAAAACGCCUCGAAAUCACCUUCUCUGAUCCAUCCAUUUUCUCUGAUCCUGGCGGACACGGGCUACGCGCCCUGACUCGGUCUCAGCUCGACUCAAUCAUCGAGCCCGCUUGCUGCACUAUCGUCUCUCAGCUUUCCAACAAUGAGUUCGACUCGUACGUCCUCUCUGAGUCAAGCCUCUUCGUGUACCCAUUGAAGAUUAUACUCAAAACCUGUGGGACAACCAAGCUGCUCUUAUCCAUCCCUCGAAUCCUUGAACUCGCUGACUCACUCUCGCUCACUGUGGCGUCUGUGAAGUACUCUCGAGGCAGCUUUAUUUUCCCAAAUUACCAGCCUGCACCGCACCGCAGCUUCGCUGAGGAAGUGGCCGUACUAAAUGAAUUCUUCGGCGACUUGAUGUCGGAGGCUUACGUCAUGGGCGAUGCUUCGGAUCCUCAUCGCAACUGGCACGUGUACUGGGCAGUGGCCAGAUCACCGUCGUUGAAAAAUCAGACGGGCGUGGUUACUCUUGAGAUUUGCAUGACGGGGUUGGAGCGGGAAAAAGCGGCGGUGUUUUACAAAAAAUCGGAAGACUACUCGGCACGUGACAUGACCCAGCUGUCCGGGAUAUCUGCUAUAAUCCCGGGUCACGUGAUAUGCGACUUUGAUUUUGACCCUUGUGGAUACUCCAUGAAUGGAAUCGACGGUGCAGCGUAUUCUACGGUGCACGUGACCCCAGAGGAUGGUUUCAGCUACGCGAGCUACGAGGCUAUGGGUCUGGACCCAGGUUCGGUGAGGCUACAGCCGCUGAUCAAGAGGGUGCUCAACUGUUUCUCUCCGACCGAAUUUUCUGUCGCGCUCACGUGCAGUGGUAUGAGUGGGGCCAAGUGGCGGGUGAAGAAGGGUGCUGACGUGGGAGGGUACUCGUGUGGGAACACGGUGAGCCAGAAAUUGCCAGGUGGCGGGUGCGUGGUGUACUGGACUUACAAGGCAAGUGGGACAGGGUGUACAAUGCGCGCGCCGGCUAGAGUGACGAAGCCGUGUUGCAAGGAGGUUGCGGAGGAGGAGGAGACGGGUAGCGGCGCGGUGGUUUAUUCGCCCUGCGUUUUCUCCGCUUAAGAAGUGUUGGUGUUGUCGUUUUGUGUCUGUGAGUCACAGCCAGUAUCUUUAUCUGGCUGUUUUGUCGUAUUAAUAAACAAUACUUUUUUAAAUUUGUAUUUUGGGUUUGGUUUAUUACGGGGUUACGGAACAGUGGGGAUUUUGUCGUAUUGGCCCGAUCUCCGUUGGGGUGUAGCUCAUAAAUAAACACCAUAUUUGCUUUAAUUAAAAUAGUAUUUGUAUUGUUA
Messenger RNA from Carica papaya (papaya), 1964 nucleotides. The record is from RefSeq and is a predicted model, not a curated record. NCBI's taxonomy places the organism in Eukaryota, Viridiplantae, Streptophyta, Magnoliopsida, Brassicales, Caricaceae.